AUGAGCCGGAACAUCCGACAGCGACGCGGUGCACGCGCACUCGUCGCUUCUCUUCUUCUUCUUCUACUUCUGACUCUCACAGCCAGCUCAAGCCUGGCUGUUGCCCAGCCCUGCAUGAACUCCGACGAGCCGGCAUCGGGUCAGGCAGGCACACGUGUGACAAUUUAUGGAAGCAACCUGCUCGGUCAGGUUGGCACGGCCAUCACCUCCGUUCGGCUCGCAGGUGUCCCUGCGGAAAUCGUCGAAGGAACAUCCCAGUCCCAGGUCGUCGUCAUCGCGGCCGAAGGCACAGCCGGCGAGGGCGACGUCGUCCUCGAGGCAAACACGGGUGCAACCGCAGUCAGCCCAAACGCCUGGCAGUACAUCAACCCUGGGCGCAUCGACAGCGUGGGCCCGGCCUCGGGACAAGUCGGCACCUUGGUCACCAUCCGCGGCUACGAGCUCCUCGGCGGGGGCGAUUCGCCGAUAAACGUGACCUUGGGCGGCAAGCAGGCGACGGUCGUGUUGUACAACAGCACGCACCUCGUCGCGCGCGCCCCAGCCCGUGACCCGGGCCUGUCCCACGUCACCAUUCGCAGCAACACUGGUGCAGUGGUCACCGCGAACGAUGCCUUCACGUAUCUCAACCAGAGCAGCAUCGCCGGCGUCAAUCCAAACACGGGCCAGCUCGGAACCGUCGUUACCAUCCUCGGCACGCGCUUGUUCGGCGGCGGCUCAGCUGUUGCAGAGGUGCAACUAGCUGGAACCUCCGCAGCCAUUCUCCGUGCUACCGACACCGAGAUUGUGGUAGUCGCUCCAGACCAUGGACCGGAGACCGGCGACGUGCUGGUUACAGCUGACACUGGGGCGACGACGACGAGCACGGGUGGCUUCACGUUUGCGGAGCGCGGCGCUGUGGCGACGGUGAGCCCGACAAGUGGCCAGCACGGAACGCUGGUGACGAUUCGUGGCGACAGGCUUCGUGGCAGCGGCAGCGCGGUUGUCAACGUGACGCUGGCUGGACGCACAGCCACGGUGUUGGAGGAGAACAGCACGACGGUGAUUGUGGCGGCUGGUGCAGGCGCCGAGACAGCUGUGGCUGGCGACGUUGUGCUGACUGCGGACACGGGUGCGGAGGUGACGCGUAGCGGCGUGUUUUCGUACGUCGCCGCUGGGGAGAUCACCGACGUGACGCCCGCGUCUGGCGGCGCCGGGACGCGAGUGACGGUGCUCGGGCGUGACCUGUGUGGCGGUGGCAGCAGCGUGGUGCGCGUGCUGCUUGCUGGCUUUGAGGCCGAUGUUGUGAGCGGCGGGUGUGCGCGCGUUGAGGCGACUGCGCGUGACUUUGGCAUGGUGCUUUCUGGGCCGGUGCUGCUGAUUUCGGACACUGGCGCGAUGGUUGAGUCCAGCGGGGACGCGUGGACAUACCUUGCUGAAGGGCGGAUCACGUCUGUGUCGCCGAGCGCGGGGCAGGACGGCACUGAGGUGCACAUCCGCGGCGAGCUGCUGCUGGGUGGCGGCACGAGUGCUUCUCGCGUGACGCUGGCUGGCGUGGCGGCGUUUGUGCUGACAUCGAAUGAGACGGACGUUGUGGUGCGCGCGUUCCCCGGGACGAGCAGCGGCGACGUUGUGAUUGUUGGGGACACUGGCGUGAGCGUGCGGCUGACGAAUGCAUGGACCUACAGCGUGAUUGAGAGCGUUGAGCCUGCAUUUGGGCAGCGCGGCACGGUUGUGACGCUGAGCGGGCGCGCCUUGCUUGGCGGCGAGGGCGACGUGUCACGGGUGCUCCUUGGCAGCGUGGAAGUGAGCGCGAUCCUGCGGAACAGCAGCGACGAGGUUGUUGUUGUUGCUGGCGACCGGACUGUGUUUGCUGACGCGGUUGGGCACGUUGAGAUUGAGCUUGCGAGCGGACGGCAGGUUGUUCUUCGGGAUGCUUGGACGUACCGGCGUGCGGGCUCGAUUGCGAGCGUUGUGCCUGCGUCUGGGCACUUUGGAACGGUGGUGCGCAUUGGCGGCAGCCGGCUGCUUGGCCAUGGGCAGUCGCUGGUUGGUGCAACGCUGGCUGGCGUGGCUGCUGAAGUUGUGUCUGCGAGCAACACGGACGUUGUGCUGGUGGCGAAUGCAAGCAGCAGCGCACGCUCUGGCAACGUUGUUCUCAUUGCGGACACUGGUGCGACGGUUGUUCUUGAGGACGGCACGAGCGGGCUUGCGGAGUGGACGUACGUGGCGCCCGGCGUGAUCAGCGAGGUUGAGCCGAGCUUUGGGCAGGUUGACACGCGCGUGACGGUGCGCGGGAGCGGCCUGCGCGGCGGCGCGGCGAGCACGGCACGAGUUGUGCUGGCUGGCGUUGAGGCGACGCAGGUUGUGUCUGACAGCGACAGCGAGAUUGUUGUUGUUGCUGGGGCGAUUGCGGGCGGCGUUUCGCGGGCCAACGGCAGCGUGCGCGUGUUUGGCAGCACGGGUGCUGAGGUGUCUGGGAGCGGCCUGUUUUCGUAUGUUGCGCGGGGCGUGAUCAGCGAUGUUGAGCCGAGCAGUGGGCACGGCGGGACGCUUGUGACGAUCCGGGGCGAGCGGCUUGAUGGCAGCGGCGGCAGCGUUGCUCGGGUGCGGCUUGCUGGGGUGUGGACGAGCGUGAUCUUGCGGCAGAACAGCAGCGAGGUAGUUGUUGCAGCGGAGGCGAGCAGCGGCGCUGUUGCGGGCGGCGAUGUGCUUCUUGAGUCUGCGAGCGGGGCGACGGUGGAGGCGGCUGGGCGGUUCAGCUAUGUUGCGCCGGGCGUUGUUUCUGCCGUUGAGCCUGGGAGCGGAAGCGCGGGCACUGUGGUGACGGUGCGCGGGAGCGGGCUGCUGGGCGGCGGCGGUGCAGCUGCGGCUGUGCGCCUGAGUGGCGUGGAGGCGCAGCAGGUGCUGUGGUCGAACGAGAGCGUUGUUGUGGCUGUUGCCGGUGCCGGCAGCAAUGUGACGGGCGACGUUGAGAUUACGGCAGACACUGGUGCUGUGGUGCGCGGGCUUGCGUCGAGCGGGCGCGGGUUCACGUACGUUGUGGCUGGCGUGAUCGAGGCUGUGCAGCCGAGUUCUGGCCGCGUUGGCACGGUGGUGACGCUGUCUGGGAAUGGCCUGCUUGGUGGCGGUAGCGCUGCUGGGCAGGUGAGCCUGGGCGGGGUGCCGUGUGAGGUGCUGACCUCGGGCGCACUUGAGGUGGUUGUGCGCGUUGGUGCUGGCGGCGUUGGCGGCGCUGUGGGCGAUGCUGUGGUUGUGGCUGACACGGGCGCUGAGGUUCGCAAGGCAGCUGCGUGGACGCAAGUUGACGCGGGCGCGAUUGACAGUGUGACGCCCGGGUCUGGACAGGCUGGGACGCUUGUGAAUGUGACUGGGCGUGUGCUGCUGGGCGGCGGGAGCCGGAUUGUUGAGGUUAUUCUCGGCGGGACGGCUGCGUCUGCUGUCGUGGACGGGGACCAGGAGACGUUUGUGACUGUUGUUGCGAACAGAAGCGCGAGCGCCGGCGACGGCCGCGUGGUUGUUCGCGCAGACACUGGCGCAGAGGUGUCGCUGGACGCUGCAUGGAACUACACGGACGUUCCCACGGUUGAGAGCACGUAUCCUUCAAGUGCCGCGGCGGGCUCCCGCAUCAUGUUUGUCAUCAGCCACCUCAUUCAGCCUGGCGAUUCCUUGGCUGUGGUGACUGUUGCUGGGCAAUCAGCCGCCUUCUCCGCCAUCAACGCGACGCACGUAUUUGUGACGCUUCCAAGCUCCAGCGCUGUCGGCGACACCACCGUGCAGUUUACGUCUGCGCGCGGAACACUGCUCGCCGCCACCGUCACGGUGUCUCCAUCGCCUUUCGUGUCAUCAAUCACACCAAACACCGGUCAGCUUGGCACGGUUGUGUCUUUGGCUGGCAGCGACUUGCUUGGUGGAGCCGACGAUGUGCAAGCUGUGCUCUUUGGCACCACACCAGCUGUCGUCCAAUCGGCAGCCGACACACUCAUUGUGGUUGAGGCGCCUUUUUCCGCCUCCAAUACAACCGUCGACGUUGUCAUCGUCACCGGGCUUGGCGCCGCCUUUGUGCAGAGUGACGCCUUUGCUUACCUGCGCCCGGCUUCUGUGGCCAGCGUCAUUCCAUCGUCUGGCCAGGUUGGGACCAUCGUUUCCAUUGACGGCUCUGGCUUCAACGACACGGCCUCUGCUGUGGAGCGCGUGUUGCUCGGCGACACACCGGCAACGCUGCUGGCUGCGUCUGACACGAGCAUUGUGUUCCGGGUCACCAACGUGUCCCACGAGCUGCUGGACGUGACGCUGGUAACCGGCACGGGCGUACGUCAUGUGCUUGCGUCCUCGUUCCGCGCAUACUCGCCUGGCGUGAUUGCAGACGUGACGCCGUCUUCCGGGCGCGAAGGAACAGAGGUUGUCGUGUACGGCACACAUCUGCGCGCGCACAGCCCUGCUGUGACCAACGUCUCGUUUGGCUCGUACCCCGCUCGCAUUGUGCGGGAGACUGACUACUUUGUGAGCGUUGUCCUGACUCAGGCUCCAGCGACGAGCGAGCUCGUCGACGUUUCGCUGACGACCACCUUUGGCGCUGUGACAACCAAGCGCGACGCCUUUAUGUUUGUGCCGCGCGGCAAUGUGACCGCCGUAUCCCCUUCGUCUGGUGUUGGCGGCACGCGCGUGGUCAUCCAGGGCAGCAACCUGCUCGGUGGCGGCACACGCAUCAUCUCUGUGACCCUUGCCGGCGUUGACGCCACGCUGGUGCACUACAACAACACGGUGAUUGAAGUCGUGGCUCGCGCGGGCGACCCAGGCCUUGGAGAUGUCAUCAUCUCCAGCAACACGGGCAGCGUCACCGUCCUGGACAACGCAUGGGCGUAUGUUCCCGUGGGUGAGAUUCACGCCGUGCUCCCCGCACAGGGCCAGGCCUAUGCGCGCGUGACUGUCGUGGGCCUGGGGCUGUUUUCUGGGGCGCCUGGCCUCGAGCGUGUUCGCCUGGCUGGCGAGGACGUGUUGCGCAUCGUGUCGGCGAGCGACUCGAAGGUGGUGGUCAUUGCCCCCGCCGUUCCGGCGGCGACAACGGGCAACGUGGAGCUUGUUUCCACCACCGGUGCCAAGGUUACGCGGACAGCGGGGUUUUCGUUUGUGGACCCUGCCAACGUUACGGCCGUGACCCCAUCCUCUGGUCAAUUGGGCACGCGCGUCACGCUCGCAGGAUCAGACCUCCUGUGCGGUGACUCUGCCCUUGCGUCUGUCCGCAUCGGCGGGCAGGAAACGGCCAUUCUGUACGCGUCAUCCGAACAGGUGAUUGCUCGCGUGAACACGACACUCGAGCCCGGCAUGUACCAGCUCACCGUGACUGCCGCCUCUGGCGCUAACUACACUGCUGCGCCACACCAGUUUGAAGUGCUUGCGCAGGGCGCCAUCGACGCCGUGCAGCCAGCCGCUGCACAAGCUGAUGCCUUUGUCACCAUCCGUGGGCGUGGCUUGUUUGGUGGGGCUGCGUCGCUUGCAACCGUGUCCUUGGGCUCGCCCGCCGUCACCGCCACAAUCGUGAGCCAGUCGAGCUCCGUGGUGGUGGUGCAAGUGCCCCGCGUGCCGUAUGCCGCCGGCGCCGCUCCAAUCACGCUCACGGCCGCUUCAGGUGCGCUUGUGUCCAACGCCACCGCGUUUGAGCUGCUCGAGCCCGGCGUCAUCACCAGCGUCGCCCCUUCCUCUGGGCAGGAAGGCACAUUGGUGACCAUCGCCGGCGAGCGCCUGCUGGCUGGCAGUGAUUCCCUUGAUGUCGUGUACAUCGCCAACACAUCUGCAGUGCAAGUGCUGCUUGCCACUGACACCCGCGUGGUUGCGCGCGCCGCUGCUGGCCCGCUGGUUGUGGACGACGUCGUGCUGGUUGGCGCUGCUGGGGGCCGCGUGGUCGCUCCUGACGCAUGGCACCGCCUGGCUGCAGGGCAGAUUGCCACUGUCACUCCAACGAUUGGGCAAGAAGGCACGUUUGUCAAUGUGACUGGAACGAACCUGCUUGCUCACAGCGAUGGUCUUGCCAGCGCUUCCCUUGCCGGUACGCCUGCAGACGUCAUCGCCGCGACGCCCCAGCUCGUGCAGUUGCGCGCACGCGUGUCAUCCCCGCGCACGGGCCCCGUGGUUCUUCAGGCCAGCUCAGGCGCAGUCGUCGAUAGCCGUGGCGUUGCCAACUUCACCAGCGCACAGGCUGGACGCAUCGAUACGGUCGCCCCGGCCGUGGGGCGCGCCGGCACGUUUGUGACGCUUGUCGGCACCAACCUGCUCGGCCACGCCGCCUCGCUGUCCUCUUGCGUUGUUGCAGAGGACGCGCUGGCGGCCAUCGUGGAUGCCAACAACACGCGCGUCGUUGUGCGCCUGCCAGAGGGGCCUGCGCCUGGGCUCGUGAACAUCACGCUGCAGGCGACUUCUGGUGCCCUCGUGCAUCGUGCGCAUGCGUUUGAAUAUGUUGGCGAGGGUGCCAUCUCCACCGUGCUCCCGGCAUCUGGUCAGAAGGGCACCCGCGUCACCAUUCGUGGCACCGCUCUGCUUGGCGCAGGCGAUCACGCAACGUCCAUCACCCUCGCUGGCGCAGUCACUACGAGGGUGUUGUCUUCCAACGACACCACCAUCGUUGUUGAGGCGCCCGCCGGUGCAGCCCAGGGUUUGGGCGCCGUCUCCGUUGAGGCAAACACCGGCGCUGUGGUGUCCCAGGAGGAUGCCUUUGCCUUCAUCGAGCCGGGCCAAAUCACUCUCUUCUCCCCGAGCUCUGGUCAGUAUGGAACGUGGGUCAACAUCACGGGCCAAAACCUCCUUGGCGGCGGCUCCACUGCCGCAGAUGUGCUCUUUGGCGGCUUCUCUGCGGAUGAAGUGGCGUUUGCCUCCCCCUUCAUGGUCCGUGCGCGAAUCGGGCAGCAAGUGCCGUCGCCGGGGCCAAUCAACGUGACCAUUGUUGCCGACACGGGUGCGCGGGUGACGAGUGAGGGCGCCUUUACCGUGACCUCCUCCAGCACGAUCGCGUCCGUGAGCCCCGCUCUGGGCCAGCGCGGCACACGGGUGACCAUCAGUGGUCAGAACCUGUUUGGCGCAGGCCCUGCCCGCAUCGCAGCCGUACACCUGGCUUCCGUGUCCGCAGUGGUCCUGAACGGCUCCAGUGACACGCAAGUGAUCGUUCAGGCGCAGGCCAGCCCCGUGGCCGUUGCAAACGCCACGGUGACAGUGGAGGCAGCCAGCGGCGCCUUGACUGUGGCGCCAGCGUCCUGGUCAUACAUUGCCCCGGGCGCCAUUGCCAGCGUCACGCCAGCCAUGGGACAGGCGGGAACGCGCGUCACCAUCACCGGCACUAACCUGCUUGGUGGUGCGCCUGCGCUUGCGCUCGUGUCCAUCGCAGGCUCCCCUGCGCAAGUUGUGAGCCAGAGCAACACGCGCGUGGUUGUCAGGGCCGGCGCCGCCGCCCCUGGCUUGGGCGACGUUGUGCUUGAGGCCUUGUCCGGAACGCUCGUGGAGCAAACAAGCGCCUUCACGUACACCAACAUGAGCGAGAUCACGUCUGUGUCGCCCUCUGUGGGUCAGGAAGGUACCUUGGUCACCAUCCGGGGCACCCGCCUGCGUGGCGGCGCGAACCGCGUGGCCAACGUGACACUGGCUGGUGUUCUGGCCACCACCCUCUCUGAGGAUGACACCACCGUCGUUGUUCGGGCCAGCUUCUCCUUCAGCGCCAUGUCUGGCCCCGUUGUUGUCAUGUCGGACUCUGGCGCUCGCACACAGGCGCCGCAGCCGUUCUCGUACCUCGAGCCCCCAUCGGUGGUCUCCAUCGCCCCAAGCACGGGCCAGGAGGGCACGCGCCUCACCAUCACAGGCCUUCGCCUGCACAAUGGCGGAAGCGCGGUGGUGUCCGCUUCCCUCGGCGCGUUCAACGCCUCUGUUGUUUCGUCCAACGACACGGAAGUGGUCAUUCGCGCCGGCGCUGGUCCUUCAACGCAGACGGCUGUGGACAUUGUGCUGCAGUCUGACACGGGGUCCAUCACUCGCGGUGCUACGCCAUGGACGUUUUCUCCUCCUGGCAGCAUCGCCAUUGUCGAUCCAACCACUGGGCAGCAAGGCGCGCUUGUGCGCAUCACAGGCACCAACCUGUGCGGCGGCGGCUCAUCCAUCGCUCGCGUGCGUCUCGCCAACGUCGAGGCCGAGAUCCUGUCCCAGACGUCGUGCGGCCUGCUGGAGGUGCGGGCCGGUGCAUACGGUGCACCGGUCACGGGCUCCAUCGAGUUGGAAUCUGACACGGGGGCCCUGGUCACCAAAGCCGAUGCCUGGACAUACGUCACCUCGGGCUUCAUCUCCAGUGUCACGCCUGCUGCCGGUCAGAGCGGGGAGCUGGUCAGCAUCCUGGGCAGCAACCUCUUUGGUGGCGCAAGCACAGCCUCGCAGGUCACUUUUGGUGGUGUCCCUGCCACCAUCAUCAACGCUGGCCCGCAAAGCGGACAGCCGAACCUGGGCGAUGUUGUCAUCACGGGCACCUCGGGCGUGGUGAUCCGGGCCGUCGAUGCCUUCACCUACUCCACGGUUGACCGCGUAUUCCCCAGCAGUGGCCAGGGCGGCACGCGCGUGACCAUCAGCGGCGUUGCGCUGCUUGGUGACAACACGCAGCUUGAGCGCGUCGAGCUUGCAGGCAUCUCUGCCGCCAGCAUCAUCUCCUUCAACAGCACUCAGGUCGUGUGCGUGGCCCGCGCCGCCGGUGUGUCCCAAGCGCAGCCCGGGCAGGUUGUGCUGGUUGCCACCACACAGGAAAUUACCAGCACAGGCACAGCGGACUGGACAUACCAGCCACCCGGCGCAAUCGCAUCCGUGAACCCAGCGCGCGGUCAGCGCGGCACGCUCAUCACCGUUCGCGGCUCCACACUGCUUGGCUACGGCGAAAGGCUGGUGCAGGUGACGGUGGCCAACGUUACCGCAACCCGCAUCAUCAACGCUACCAACUCGGUGGCUGUCGUGGAGGCCGGGCUAAGAACUGCGGGCGCCACCGGCAACGUUGUUUUGGUCGCCGACACAGGCGCAACCAUCACCGCCCUUGCGGCCUUCACAUACGCAGACGCGCCCGUGCUGGCCGCUGUGUCCCCUUCCUCCGGCCAGCUCGGAACCCACGUCACGGUCACGGGCCAGAACCUGCUCAUGGGCUCUGAUAGCCUGAGGUCGGUCUCCAUCGCAAACGAAUCGGCAACCAUUCUCUCGCAGAACGACACACACGUUGUGGUGCGCGCGCCACGCUCCUCACCGAAAACAGGCCUCGUGCGGCUUGUGUCCUCCGAGUUUGCUUCCGUGACUGGCCUCUCCUUUACGUUCCUUGAGGAGGGCGUGGUCAACACCGUAUCCCCUAGCUCUGGACAGGGCGGCACGCGCGUCACCCUCACCGGUGAGCGUAUGUUUGGCGGUGCCUCGGGUAUCGCUGCGGUUGAGCUGGCUGGCGUUCCUGUCCAGGAGAUUGUGUCCAGCAACACCACACACGCUGUGGUCAUCGCCAGCGAUGCAAGCGCAGUCGCACCAGCCGCUGUCACCGUCAUUGCCAACUCGGGCGCGCUCGUGACAUCGGCGGACCCUGGCGCGUGGCAGUACUUGACCCCUGGCGCAAUCACGAGCGUCGACCCGGACAUGGGCCAGGUUGGCACACGCAUCACCAUCACCGGCCAACGUCUUCUUGGGGGCGGCACCUCCAUCGCUUCCGUUCGUCUCGGCACUGCCGGUGCUCGGGUUGUGAGCGGCAGCUCCACGACCGUUGUUGCCGUCGUGCCAAGCGGCGCUGCAGGCGUGCGCGACGUUCACGUCGUUGCCAACACGCUUGCAACGACGACGCUCUGGACAGGCUUCACGUUCCUGGAGGAGGGCGUCAUCGACAGCUUGCAGCCAAGCUCAGGUCGACUGGGCACCCGCGUGACCAUUCACGGCUUGCGCCUUCUCGGUGGCAGUGAUGCACUGCAGCAGAUCCUGUUUGGAACGGUCCCUGCGACGAUCAUCGACUUCAACACAACCACCGUGGAGGCUUUUGCCCCAGCCAUGGCCGCGGGUACCAGCAAUGUUACCCUCGUUAGCGACACAGGUGCCGUCGUGCGUUCUGUGGACGGAGCUUGGACACAGGUCGACGCCGGCCAAAUCCUCUCUGUUGAGCCAGCGGCGGGCAUUCCGACAGCCUUGGUCACCAUUCGUGGCCAGGACCUGCUUGGCAUCGGUACCAUUGCGCAACAGGUCACACUUGGUGGCUCUCUGGCCGAAGUUCAACAGUCAAACGCAACUGUGGUGAUCGUGAGAGCCGGCGUUCGCCCGGCGGUGCCAGACUCAGCGGUCACCGUUGUUGCUGACACCGGCGACACGGUGUCGGCUGACAGCGUGUGGACCUUCCAUCCUCUGCCGAACAUCACGAGUGUUGCGCCUGCCAAUGGACAACAAGGGACGCGCGUAACCAUUACGGGAAGUGACCUCAUCACAGGUGGCGUGCGUGUGGCCUCAGUGCAGUUGGCAGGCGUCACCGUGUCAGAAGUGCUGUCGCAAUCGCCUGAUUCGCUUGUUGUCAUCGCUGGGCCAUCAUCCACCAGCGUGAGCGGCGCGGCGACUAUCACCCUCACUUCCGGCGCGUCGUUUGCCAGCUCACAAUCCUUUGAGUACUUGGCACCGGCCGACAUCAGCAGCGUGAGCCCAGGCUCUGGAACGCUGGGGACGGUCAUUACGGUGUCCGGCUCCCACCUUCUGGGGGGCGGCACGACUGUCGUCGCUGCUCGUAUUGGUGAUGAUGCUGCUGAACGCGUUCUCUUCGCCAAUGACUCGCGCGUUGUGUUCAAGGCCGGCAAUGCAGACACGCCGUCAGCCAACAGAACUGUUUUGUUGACUGCAGAUACAGGCGCGUUCGUUUCCGUGAGCAGUGCCUUCUCUUACAUCACGCCUGCAAGCGUUUUGUCCGUCUCACCCAGCUCCGGAACACAGGGCACCAGGGUCACCAUCUCUGGGCAGCGCCUCUUCAGCGAUGGCUCAUACCUCACAGAGGUGCUACUCGCGGGUGUUCGCGCCCAAAUCCUCAACAUGACUGAGGUACAAGUUGUUGUGGCAUGUGGCUUUGCAAACCAAACCAGUGGGCCCGUGGUCCUCGUCAGCAACACCGGUGGCAGGAUUGAACAAGCUCAAUUUUCCAUCAUCAAGCCGCCCGUGCUCCUGGCAGCCAGCCCAGACAGUGGGCAGGAGGGCACCCACGUGAUCCUGUACGGCGAGCGCCUUCGUGCCGGUGGCAACGCCAUCACGCAGGUCACCCUAAACGGUGUCGCCGCCACGAUUGUGGAUGAAACAAACGUGUUCGUUCGCGUGAUUGCACAGGAUGGCCCGGUGGGGCGCGGCCCGAUUCACCUCACCGCAAACACCGGGGGCGUCGUGCAGUCAACCGUGGCUUGGGAGUACUUGACAAAAGCGGUGAUCGAUACUGUCGCUCCAAGCAGUGGACAGCUAGGGACUCUUGUUACGAUACAGGGCAGCAACCUGCUCGGCGGCGGCACGGAGGUAAUUCGUGUCAUCCUCGCAGGCACCGAUGCCACCAUCUUGUCUCAAAACAACACGCACAUCGUCGUGCGAACAAGCCGUGGCACAGGCUUGCCCACUCAAGGAGAUGUCGUCGUCAUCAGUGACGAACUCUCUCGAGUAGUUGCUGAAGACGCCUUUGCAUACAUCGCUCCUGGAGAUGUCGAUGGUGUGAUGCCAAGCCAAGGCAGCUUUGGGACGCGCGUCACGAUCGUGGGCACGAACCUGCUUGGCGGAGGGUCGUCGGUGUCACUGGUGGAGCUUGCUGGCGUUGAGGCACAGGUUGAGUCUGCGACAGCGGGGCAAGUUGUGGUCAUUGCACAGGCAUCGAACGCCACGAGCGUUGGAGAUGUUGUGCUGCACUCUGACACUGGUGCUGUCGUCGUCCAGUAUGACGCCUGGCAGUACGUGACACCUGGCCGCAUUCUGACAGUAACGCCGAUGUCUGGACAGGGUGGCACGUACGUUGACAUUGUGGGCACAGGGCUCUUGAGCGGCUCGCGCGAUGCCGGUGCGGUCCACCUCAGCGGUGUGGCUGCUGUUGUUCUGAGCGCAAACGACACGCACGUGCGUGCGCGUGCUGGCGAGGGCGUGCCUGGACUCGGGGACGUGGUUGUGACGUCUGCGGAUGGCGCGCCUGUUGUGGCUGCGGAUGCGUGGACGUACACUGCAGCUGGCAACAUCUCGGGCAUUGCCCCUGUGAGCGGUCAGGAGGGCACUCACGUCACCAUCCGCGGCGUUGCGCUGCGCGGUGCUGGGGCACUUGUGCACCGUGUGCUGCUUGGAGACAGUGAGGCUGACGUGUUGUUUGAGAAUGACACGCUGGUGGUUGUUCGCGCUGGCCAUGGGGCUGCAGGCGUUGUGCAUGUCGUGCUUGAGUCGUCAUCUGGCGCGCUUGUUUCGGCGGACAACGCCUUCACAUACCUUGAGCGCGGCGAAGUUGCAGCUGUGUCACCGACAUCUGGGCAGCUUGGCACGCUUGUGACCAUCACUGGAGCGCGGUUGCUUGGUGGCGGAUCGUCGAUCCGCACCGCGACGCUCUCCGGUGUGAGUACGGAGGUGGUGGGCGCCACAGCUUCAACGGUAGUUGUGCGUGUGACAUCGUCAUUUGCCAGUAUGACCACGGGCGAUGUGAUGCUUGUGUCCGACACGUACGCGGUUGUUCGUGGCAGCGGCUUGUGGACAGGGCUUCCUGACGGAACAAUUGCCGACGUUGCACCCAGCGCUGGCGUUGUGGGCACGCUUGUGACUGUGCGCGGUGCCAACUUGCUUGGGUACGCCGCUGGCCUGGAUGAGGUGACGCUUGCUGGUGUGAAUGCAACGAUUGUGUCGGCGAAUGCUAGCGUUGUCGUCGUGGCUGCUGGAUCAUCGCUGUCUGCUGUGACGGGCGGUGUGGUACUGGUGGCAACGAGUGGUGCAACCGUUUCGGCGAGCGGAGCGUGGAGCUACGUGGCGCCAGGCCAGAUCACUCGCGUGCGCCCUGCGUCUGGCCAGGUGGGCACGCGGGUCACGAUUGAAGGAACUGGCCUUCGGGCGGCGGCGUCUGCAGUGGCGACAGUGCUGCUCGGUGACCUCACGUCUACUGUGCUGACCUCAAACGACACGACUGUGGUGGCGGUGUGCCCUGAUGGCCCUGCCUCCGGCGUUCCCGAGCGCGUGAAGGUUGUGGGAGUGAGUGGCGGUUUUACGCUGGCGGAGUCACAGUUCACGUUCCUGGAGAAGGGUGUGAUCGCAGACGUAUCACCAGAAAUUGGCCAGGUUGGCACGCGCCUUGUUGUGAGUGGCGAGCGCCUACUUGGUGGUGGUGCGCGUGUGACGCGCGCCGAAAUCGGCGGCGCUGUGGCUGAGAUUGAAAGUAGCAAUGCCACGACGGUGGUGCUGGUUGCGGGCGCUUCGAGUGCUGGUGCAGCCGACGUUGUGCUUGUGGCCGACACUGGUGCAACUGUUCGCCUCGACGCAGGCUUCACGUACCUCGAAGAAGGCGUCAUUGAGCAGAUCAGCCCACGUGGCGGCCAGGAGGGCACGCUUGUGACGAUUGAGGGUGAACGGCUGCUGGGAGGCGGCGCUGCGCUUUCGCGAGUGCUGCUGGCAGGACAGCCGGUGCUGCAUGUUAUGUCUGCGAGUGAUACGCUCGUGGUGGUGCGUGCAGGUGCCGGAAUGCCGGGCACAGGUGAUGUGAUUGUUGAGUCGACGAGUGGCUCCCGGGUGACGCUUCCAGGUGGGUGGAUGUACUUUGUGCCCAGCAGCAUUGCGGACGUGCAGCCGUCGUCCGGCCAAGUCGGGACUGUGGUUGACAUCUCUGGUAGCAACCUGCUUGGUGUGGCCAACGGGACUGCUGUUGCACAGGUGUGGCUUGACGGCACGGCUGUCAGCUCUAUUCUGAUUGGCGAUCGCCAGGACCUCGUGCGUGUGGUUGCAGCAAGGAACACGAGCAUGGGUGUUUUGGGCAGCGUCGUCGUGGAAGCCGACAGCGGCGCGCUGGCCUCGGUUGAUGGCCGAUGGACGUACUUGCUGGAGGGCGUGAUUUUGGGCGUUGUCCCCGCAUACGGCCAGGUUGGUACCCGGGUGACUAUCUCUGGUGCGCGGCUGCUUGGCGGUGGCAACACGGCUGUCAACGUGACGCUUGAUGGCACACCCGCAAGCGUGCUGUCAUGGGGACCAGAGCAAGUUGUGGUGCGGGCCGAGCGCAACAGCAGUGCUGAGGUUGGUGGAAUGGUGUCAGUUGUCAGUGAUACUGGUGCCAUUGUGUCUGGGGCUUCCCUGUUUGCGUACCGGACGGAGGGCCACAUUGAUCAAGUGGAGCCGUCCACUGGACAGGCGGGCACGAUUGUGACCAUCACCGGCCUGCGUCUGCGCGGGCACGGUGUUGUGGUUGACCGUGUGUUGCUUGGAGGCGCUGAAGCUGGCGUGUUGAGCGAAAGCGAUACAGCUGUUGUUGUGCGCGUGCCAGAUGCUUCUGCGGGCGUCGUUGAUGUUGUGAUCGUUGCUGACACUGGGGCGACGACGACGAGCACGGGUGGCUUCACGUUUGCGGAGCGCGGCGUUGUGGCGACGGUGAGCCCGACAAGUGGCCAGCACGGAACGCUGGUGACGAUUCGUGGCGACAGGCUUCGUGGCAGCGGCAGCGCGGUUGUCAACGUGACGCUGGCUGGACGCACAGCCACGGUGUUGGAGGAGAACAGCACGACGGUGAUUGUGGCGGCUGGUGCAGGCGCCGAGACAGCUGUGGCUGGCGACGUUGUGCUGACUGCGGACACGGGUGCGGAGGUGACGCGUAGCGGCGUGUUUUCGUACGUCGCCGCUGGGGAGAUCACCGACGUGACGCCCGCGUCUGGCGGCGCCGGGACGCGAGUGACGGUGCUCGGGCGUGACCUGUGUGGCGGUGGCAGCAGCGUGGUGCGCGUGCUGCUUGCUGGCUUUGAGGCCGAUGUUGUGAGCGGCGGGUGUGCGCGCGUUGAGGCGACUGCGCGUGACUUUGGCAUGGUGCUUUCUGGGCCGGUGCUGCUGAUUUCGGACACUGGCGCGAUGGUUGAGUCCAGCGGGGACGCGUGGACAUACCUUGCUGAAGGGCGGAUCACGUCUGUGUCGCCGAGCGCGGGGCAGGACGGCACUGAGGUGCACAUCCGCGGCGAGCUGCUGCUGGGUGGCGGCACGAGUGCUUCUCGCGUGACGCUGGCUGGCGUGGCGGCGUUUGUGCUGACAUCGAAUGAGACGGACGUUGUGGUGCGCGCGUUCCCCGGGACGAGCAGCGGCGACGUUGUGAUUGUUGGGGACACUGGCGUGAGCGUGCGGCUGACGAAUGCAUGGACCUACAGCGUGAUUGAGAGCGUUGAGCCUGCAUUUGGGCAGCGCGGCACGGUUGUGACGCUGAGCGGGCGCGCCUUGCUUGGCGGCGAGGGCGACGUGUCACGGGUGCUCCUUGGCAGCGUGGAAGUGAGCGCGAUCCUGCGGAACAGCAGCGACGAGGUUGUUGUUGUUGCUGGCGACCGGACUGUGUUUGCUGACGCGGUUGGGCACGUUGAGAUUGAGCUUGCGAGCGGACGGCAGGUUGUUCUUCGGGAUGCUUGGACGUACCGGCGUGCGGGCUCGAUUGCGAGCGUUGUGCCUGCGUCUGGGCACUUUGGAACGGUGGUGCGCAUUGGCGGCAGCCGGCUGCUUGGCCAUGGGCAGUCGCUGGUUGGUGCAACGCUGGCUGGCGUGGCUGCUGAAGUUGUGUCUGCGAGCAACACGGACGUUGUGCUGGUGGCGAAUGCAAGCAGCAGCGCACGCUCUGGCAACGUUGUUCUCAUUGCGGACACUGGUGCGACGGUUGUUCUUGAGGACGGCACGAGCGGGCUUGCGGAGUGGACGUACGUGGCGCCCGGCGUGAUCAGCGAGGUUGAGCCGAGCUUUGGGCAGGUUGACACGCGCGUGACGGUGCGCGGGAGCGGCCUGCGCGGCGGCGCGGCGAGCACGGCACGAGUUGUGCUGGCUGGCGUUGAGGCGACGCAGGUUGUGUCUGACAGCGACAGCGAGAUUGUUGUUGUUGCUGGGGCGAUUGCGGGCGGCGUUUCGCGGGCCAACGGCAGCGUGCGCGUGUUUGGCAGCACGGGUGCUGAGGUGUCUGGGAGCGGCCUGUUUUCGUAUGUUGCGCGGGGCGUGAUCAGCGAUGUUGAGCCGAGCAGUGGGCACGGCGGGACGCUUGUGACGAUCCGGGGCGAGCGGCUUGAUGGCAGCGGCGGCAGCGUUGCUCGGGUGCGGCUUGCUGGGGUGUGGACGAGCGUGAUCUUGCGGCAGAACAGCAGCGAGGUAGUUGUUGCAGCGGAGGCGAGCAGCGGCGCUGUUGCGGGCGGCGAUGUGCUUCUUGAGUCUGCGAGCGGGGCGACGGUGGAGGCGGCUGGGCGGUUCAGCUAUGUUGCGCCGGGCGUUGUUUCUGCCGUUGAGCCUGGGAGCGGAAGCGCGGGCACUGUGGUGACGGUGCGCGGGAGCGGGCUGCUGGGCGGCGGCGGUGCAGCUGCGGCUGUGCGCCUGAGUGGCGUGGAGGCGCAGCAGGUGCUGUGGUCGAACGAGAGCGUUGUUGUGGCUGUUGCCGGUGCCGGCAGCAAUGUGACGGGCGACGUUGAGAUUACGGCAGACACUGGUGCUGUGGUGCGCGGGCUUGCGUCGAGCGGGCGCGGGUUCACGUACGUUGUGGCUGGCGUGAUCGAGGCUGUGCAGCCGAGUUCUGGCCGCGUUGGCACGGUGGUGACGCUGUCUGGGAAUGGCCUGCUUGGUGGCGGUAGCGCUGCUGGGCAGGUGAGCCUGGGCGGGGUGCCGUGUGAGGUGCUGACCUCGGGCGCACUUGAGGUGGUUGUGCGCGUUGGUGCUGGCGGCGUUGGCGGCGCUGUGGGCGAUGCUGUGGUUGUGGCUGACACGGGCGCUGAGGUUCGCAAGGCAGCUGCGUGGACGCAAGUUGACGCGGGCGCGAUUGACAGUGUGACGCCCGGCCGGAUUGUUGAGGUUAUUCUCGGCGGGACGGCUGCGUCUGCUGUCGUGGACGGGGACCAGGAGACGUUUGUGACUGUUGUUGCGAACAGAAGCGCGAGCGCCGGCGACGGCCGCGUGGUUGUUCGCGCAGACACUGGCGCAGAGGUGUCGCUGGACGCUGCAUGGAACUACACGGACGUUCCCGUGAUCACAGACGUUACACCCAGCUCUGGCCAGCAAGGCACUGUUGUGACUGUGAGUGGCAACAACCUCCUUGGUGGCGGAUCUCAGGUUGUGUCUGGCAGCUUGAGUGGCGUCGCUGUGAGCGAAGUACUGAGCUCUUCGGACACGCGGGUGGUCGUGGUUGCAUCUGCAUUGAACACGAGCUCCACGGGUGGAGUUGUGCUGUCUGCUGAUAGUGGUGCGACGGUUACAUUGAGCCAGGCGUGGACGUACUUGGAGCCUGCCGUCAUUACAGGCGUGGAGCCCAGCUCUGGCCUCCUUGGCACACUGGUCACCAUCUCUGGAACUGGCCUUUUGGGCGGCGGCAAUAGGACGGCGACUGCUUGGUUUGGAGCGACGGAAGCCGAGAGCGUCGAGGCGUCAUCCGACAGUGUCGUUGUUGUGCGUGUGGGCCCAAGUGCACCUAGCCUCGUUCAGGUGCGGCUGCAAUCUGACAGUGGUGCUUGGGUGCGCUUGGAAGAUGCGUUCCAAGUGCUUCCAGCUGGAGUCGUUGAGGCUGUGUCGCCGGCUUACGGCCAGGCAGGUACACGCGUGACGAUCACUGGGCACACAUUGCUGGCUGACGGCGUGAAUCUCACACAAGUGCGCCUGGCUGGCGUGGAAGCUGAGAUCGAGUCAGCAAACGCAACGCAAGUUGUUGUUGUUGCCGCGCAUGCAUCUGCUGGUGUUGGCGAUGUCGUGCUUGUAGCUGACACGCUUGGUCGUGUUGAGGCUGCUGGUGCGUGGGAGUACCGCCGACGCGGACAGAUCUCGUCCAUCACACCCACUUCUGGUCAUGAGGGCACUGAAGUGCUGAUUUUGGGCCAGGAUCUGCUGGGUCACGGUGAGGACCUGGUUCAAGUGCGCCUGGGUGGAGUUGUGGCACGUCUUCUUGACCGUAACAACUUCUUUGCGCGUGUUGUUGCGGGUCGUGGCUCCCCGGCCGGACCAGUUGACGUGCGGCUCACCGCGGACACGGGCGCUGUCGUGGAGCAAGCUGACUUGUGGACGUACGUUGCACAGGCUGUGAUUAGUUCUGUGACGCCUUUGACAGGGCAGGCUGGUACCUUGGUGACGAUUCGUGGCAGCAACCUCUUGGCUGGUGCUGCGUCUGUGUCUGAGGUUCGCCUUGCCGGCGUCUCAGCCACCAUCGUAUCCUUCAACGAGUCAGUGGUGAUUGCACGUGCUGCUCAGCCACCUGCGUCUGCUCCUGCUGGUGGAAUCAACGUCACAACGUCUUCGGGUGCGUUUUAUGGCGGUCCUGCCGGAGUAGUCUGGACUUACAUGGAUGCUGGUGACAUUAACAUUGUCAUGCCAAGCCGAGGCAGCUUUGGGACGCGCGUCACGAUCGUGGGCACGAACCUGCUUGGCGGAGGGUCGUCGGUGUCACUGGUGGAGCUUGCUGGCGUUGAGGCACAGGUUGAGUCUGCGACAGCGGGGCAAGUUGUGGUCAUUGCACAGGCAUCGAACGCCACGAGCGUUGGAGAUGUUGUGCUGCACUCUGACACUGGUGCUGUCGUCGUCCAGUAUGACGCCUGGCAGUACGUGACACCUGGCCGCAUUCUGACAGUAACGCCGAUGUCUGGACAGGGUGGCACGUACGUUGACAUUGUGGGCACAGGGCUCUUGAGCGGCUCGCGCGAUGCCGGUGCGGUCCACCUCAGCGGUGUGGCUGCUGUUGUUCUGAGCGCAAACGACACGCACGUGCGUGCGCGUGCUGGCGAGGGCGUGCCUGGACUCGGGGACGUGGUUGUGACGUCUGCGGAUGGCGCGCCUGUUGUGGCUGCGGAUGCGUGGACGUACACUGCAGCUGGCAACAUCUCGGGCAUUGCCCCUGUGAGCGGUCAGGAGGGCACUCACGUCACCAUCCGCGGC
Salpingoeca rosetta is the source of this 19050-nucleotide messenger RNA. RefSeq lists its product as uncharacterized. Lineage: Eukaryota; Choanoflagellata; Craspedida; Salpingoecidae. The transcript has 3 exons. Gene Ontology annotation, molecular function: semaphorin receptor activity. The annotation marks the transcript as partial. The record is from RefSeq and is a predicted model, not a curated record. Gene Ontology annotation, biological process: semaphorin-plexin signaling pathway.